AUGGCGUCCGUCGACGAGCGCAAGCUGCUCAUCAUCGGUGACUCUGCGGUGGGCAAGACGUGCAUUCUCAAGCGGUAUGUCAAGGACGAGUUCACCCGUGAGCAGCCUACCAUUGCUGGGCAGUAUCUGCGGCGGACGAUCACGCUCAACGUGUGGGACACGGCCGGGCAGGAGCGGUUCUACUCGGUGACCAAGCAGUUCUUCCGCCACGCAGACGCCGCCAUCGUGGUAUACGACGUGACAAACCGCCACUCGUACGAGGGCAUCAUCCAGAAGUGGGUCGACAAGCUCCACGCCGAGUGCGACAACGACGACAUCGUCGUUGCCCUCGCCGGCAACAAGUGCGAUCUCGAGGACCAGCGCAAGGUCUCCACCGCAGAGGCCAUGUCGCUUGCGGCAAACGCCGGCAUGCUGUUCGGCGAGACCUCGGCUGCUGCCUCGAUCGGCAUCACCGAGCUCUUCCAGGAGAUUGCCGAGCAGCUCGCCUCACGCGAGAGCUCGCACGACGCCGGCCCCGCCCUUGUCCAACUCAACCUCGAUCCCAAGAAGGACUCGGGCUGUCCGUGCUGA
Messenger RNA from Thecamonas trahens ATCC 50062, 570 nucleotides. RefSeq names its product rab 5. The transcript has 3 exons. Gene Ontology annotation, molecular function: GTP binding; GTPase activity. The record is from RefSeq and is a predicted model, not a curated record. NCBI's taxonomy places the organism in Eukaryota, Apusomonadida, Apusomonadidae. The coding region runs from base 1 to 570 and encodes 189 amino acids.